CUGUGCAUGUCAGGAAUCAACUGUAACAAGUCACAGAGUAGCCCACAUGUUGAAUGGGAAUUAGUUUUAAAUGUUACGGUAUAAACCUCGACAAAACUGUUUCCCCGAGAGCGAAACAAAACAUCUGGAGUAGUGAGUCUGGUAAUUCCAAACUGCGUUCAAAUACUCUGGGAAAUAAUUUCCAACACAGAACCUGUGCUUGAUGAAACUGAAAGAAAAGUCCUCCCCCGGGGUCAACCUGGCUCUCCACGCAGGCUAAAGCAACCUGGCUCUCCACGCAGGCUAAAGCAACCUGGCUCUCCACGCAGGCUAAAGCAACCUGGCUCUCCACGCAGGCUAAAGCAACCUGGCUCUCCACGCAGGCUAAAGCAACCUGGCUCUCCACGCAGCCUAAAGCAACCUGGCUCUCCAGGCAGGCUAAAGCAACCUGGCUCUCCACGCAGGCUAAAGCAACCUGGCUCUCCACGCAGGCUAAAGCAACCUGGCUCUCCAUGCAGGCUAAAGCAACCUGGCUCUCCACGCAGGCUAAAGCAACCUGGCUCUCCACGCAGGCUAAAGCAACCUGGCUCUCCACGCAGGCUAAAGCAACCUGGCUCUCCACGCAGGCUAAAGCAACCUGGCUCUCCACGCAGGCUAAAGCAACCUGGCUCUCCACGCAGGCUAAAGCAACCUGGCUCUCCACGCAGGCUAAAGCAACCUGGCUCUCCACGCAGGCUAAAGCAACCUGGCUCUCCACGCAGGCUAAAGCAACCUGGCUCUCCACGCAGGCUAAAGCAACCUGGCUCUCCACGCAGGUUAAAGCAACCUGGCUCUCCACGCAGGUUAAAGCAACCUGGCUCUCCACGCAGGCUAAAGCAACCUGGCUCUCCACGCAGGCUAAAGCAACCUGGCUCUCCACGCAGGCUAAAGCAACCUGGCUCUCCACGCAGGCUAAAGCAACCUGGCUCUCCACGCAGGCUAAAGCAACCUGGCUCUCCACGCAGGCUAAAGCAACCUGGCUCUCCACGCAGGCUAAAGCAACCUGGCUCUCCACGCAGGCUAAAGCAACCUGGCUCUCCACGCAGGCUAAAGCAACCUGGCUCUCCACGCAGGCUAAAGCAACCUGGCUCUCCACGCAGGCUAAAGCAACCUGGCUCUCCACGCAGGCUAAAGCAACCUGGCUCUCCACGCAGGCUAAAGCAACCUGGCUCUCCACGCAGGCUAAAGCAACCUGGCUCUCCACGCAGGCUAAAGCAAACGCUAAAAAUAUAUGAAGGAUUUGAAAUAACAUUUGAACCCAGGUCUGGUAAGAGGAGGUCAGGUGAUGCCAACCAGAAUUCCUGGCAUGUCUGAGGAGAACACGGUAUUCUAGGACCUCCUAACACUGGAUAUAGGCCCAUCCAGCAUCCCUAAAUAGCACCCUAUCCCCUAUAUAGUGCACUACUUUUUGGCUACACGCCCAUAGGGCUCUGUUUCACAGUAGUGCACUACGUAAGGAAUAGGGUGCCAUUUGGUACACAGCCGGGUUGCAGCAGCUAUGUGUAACUAGUACAUUUUUUUGUUGUUGUAAUGUGUUAGAGCUGGGUUCAAAUACUAUUUGACAUCUUUUGGAUACUUUCAGAGUGUGCUUUAGCUUGCCCGGAGUGCCAGGUGUCUAGGGGGACUUUUCUAUCGAUUCCAUUAGGACAGGCAAGUUCAAAUCAAGCACAGAUAAUGUAUUUGGAAUGAUUGUAAAUAGUAUUUGAACCCAGGGCUCGUAAUAUAGUAUGAGACAGCGUUUCUCAAACUCGGGUCCAGCGUACCCCAACGGGUGGACAUUGUUGUUUUUGGCUAGCUCUACACAGCUGAUUCAAAGAAUCAAGCUUGAUGAUGAGUUCAUCAUUUGAAUCAACUUUCUAGUGGUAGUGCAAAAAAAAAAAAGUGCACCCCUUGGGUCCCCAGGACCAAGUUUGGUAAACGCUGGUAUGUACAUACCUCCUGAUACUGGAUAUAGGCCAGGACUCCAGCUACAAUCUCCAGCAAGAAGAUACAGAGUAGCAGGAAGAAAUACUGUGGGAGAGAUAGAGGGGGGGAGAGAGUAGCAGAAUAAAAUACUAUGGUGGGUGAGAACAGAGAGAGAGAGAACAGAGAGAGAGAACAGAGAGAACAGAGAGAGAGAGAACAGAGAGAGAGAA
Molecule: messenger RNA, 2153 nt
Organism: Oncorhynchus tshawytscha (Chinook salmon)
Lineage: Eukaryota; Metazoa; Chordata; Actinopteri; Salmoniformes; Salmonidae
Exons: 2
Coding region: 492-1253 (253 amino acids)
Source: RefSeq, a predicted model, not a curated record